GGAAGAGUGCGCGCGUGCGCGUGUUUGAGUUCGCGACAGGAGCACAGACACCGCACAGGGUCCAACAUGAUCCGUUUCUAAUGCUGGGGCACGGUCAGAAUCAAGCCCCUUCUCACCCCAGAACACAGAUCGUGCAGCAGCAACCCCACCCGAACCCGGAGAUCGGGCUGGAUUCAGGUGGCGCGCGGAAGGACGGCGGAUUGAAAACAGCAGGGCGGCUCAAAGCGGGUGCACGCGCGUUUUAGAAGAGAGAGAGAAAGACUGCCUGUGCAUUAAGAGCCAUGAGAGAAUACAAAGUGGUCGUGUUGGGAUCCGGCGGCGUGGGAAAAUCGGCGUUGACCGUGCAGUUUGUCACCGGGUCGUUCAUCGAGAAGUACGAUCCGACGAUAGAGGAUUUUUACCGCAAGGAGAUCGAGGUGGACUCGUCGCCCUCGGUGCUGGAGAUCCUGGACACGGCAGGGACUGAGCAGUUCGCCUCCAUGCGCGAUCUGUACAUCAAGAACGGCCAGGGCUUUAUACUUGUUUACAGUCUGGUCAACCAGCAGAGCUUCCAAGACAUCAAACCCAUGCGGGAUCAGAUCAUCCGCGUUAAACGGUACGAGAGAGUGCCCAUGAUCUUGGUGGGGAAUAAGGUGGAUCUGGAGGGAGAGAGGGAAGUCUCUUCCGGGGAAGGCAAAGCCCUGGCGGAUGAGUGGAAUUGCCCGUUUAUGGAAACUUCUGCCAAAAAUAAAGGCUCGGUCGACGAACUGUUCGCAGAGAUUGUCAGACAAAUGAACUAUGCUUCGGCGCCAAACGGAGACGACCAGUGCUGCUCGUCUUGUGUUAUUCUUUAAAAAGAAAUGCAUUUAUUACUAUUUUUCUUGUUAGCCAUGGUGAGUGAGCCACACGUGAAUAAUGCCUACGCAAGAUAAAAAAGAGAUCUAACAUGUUUGCUCAAGGACAUAAACACCCACACAUCGCUUAUAUCUGGUGUUAACUGUCAUCAGUAUUCCUAUAAAGUGUCCUACCAUGUCUUGCACCGACAGAAGAAUAUUGAAACCAGUGUUUACAUAACAGAAUACUUGAAUGUUCUGGGAUCUAGAUAAACCCACACAUUAAAAUCACAGGCACUUGAUUUUUUCUCCCUCAGACAUAGUCGCAAGGUGCCUAGCUGUGUGGAAUUGUCUUUUGCAACAACAACAAAAAACGAGCGGUAGUAAUUCAUUAGUAUUUUGUUUUUGAGGUGUGUUGCAGGACUGUACUGGCCUUGGCUUUUUUUUUUUUUUUUGUUCCUCGAGGGGAGGAGGAGACCCCCUGGUAUAGUGGAUGACUAUUCAGGAAUUUUGCUAGAGUUGGGAGUAUCUCUGCAGCACACUGAAUGCACACCAUUGAUGUCAAUACAUGUGGCUGAUCGACGCCCGUUUCGGCUUGCACUCAUAACUGGAACUUAAACCCCAAGACGUGGACAGCUGAGACACGGACGUUUCUAAAAAAAGGAGUUUAGCGGGGAAAUUUGUAUAUUUUACAUGCUGCACAUGAUUUGGGUUGAAGGAGCGGGUGUACUUGGCAAACCGCGUUGUGAAUCUUUCUAAGUAUUGCGUCAUUUUUUGUUUUUGUUUUAGUUUGCCGGUGGAUGACGUCACAAAACAUUUUCACGUGCCACUUCAAAUCCCCCCUCCCUUUACCGUGCGCGAGGACUUUACUGUUGUGACGUGACGACGUCGGAGUUUACGUCAUUGCGUCGAGUGCCUUCCCAAAAGCUGUUCACGAGUUUAGUGCCAACGUGCAAGGGUCUGCAAAGAGUCUCAGUUCAUGGCAAUCCACUAAGUACUUAACUGUUACACUUUGCUUAUUGUUUUGGGGGUUAACACAUUUUAAAAGGACUAUUUUUAACGGAAUGGCAGAUCUCUCAUUUCAUUUUUUUUUUUUUUUAAAUAGGCUUUUGAGUAAAAGUCUGUUUGGCUCUUUUCUUGAAACUGGUCUAGGUUUGGCCAAAUAUAGUUUUGAAACACAGGUACUGCAGCCACCAGACUCAAAACAACAAACCACUGUCUCUCCAAACAAGUUAGAUCAGAUCUUUUUGUUAUUUUGUUUUUAACAAAUGUGAUGUACCAUUGAAAUUCUAAUCCGAUUGUACGUAUAAUUUCAGACUAGCAUUUUUACAGCUGUCUGAUUGUUUUAAAAGAAAGACUUUUAAUACAAAUGGCAUUUAAAAAAAAAAAGCAUCCACAGUGUUCGUUCUCCUUUUGUAUGGUCAUAUUCAGGUAUGGGAAUAUUUAAAAAUCUCAACGUGUGGUGAAUGUCCUCGGGUAUCUACUGCAGUCGCAAAUUAGCUGCAAAUCUACACACCUUUCCCAUGUACUGCUGUUUCUCAGAUUGCGUGAGUAAGCAAAGAACCUUGAGCAACUUCCAAUUAUGCUAAUUUGUGAUAUUACUCUGAUUGAUGGGUCCAGUCUCUUGGGACUGACCUUGUCUAAUGACAUUUGAGGAAACUAAACAAAUAGGGUGCGUUUGUGUAGCAUUUGGAUGGGACUUGGUUAUGAACACUCAAGGGUGGAGUUACAGUAAUGGGGUCAUGUAGCAGAAGUCGUGUCAUGUGACCUGGGCAUGCUUUGAGGUGAAGGAGGAGUGUCACAUUCCACAGCUGCAUUCUAGACUGUAUAUAUGAUAUAUUGGCCAGUGUGUAGGAAUUGAGAUAACUUCCAAGACUCUCGCAUAGGAGUGGAAUUAUUUUUACUUUGAUUUUUUGUUAAGCAUGGGCUAAACUAGAUGUCCAAAAUGUUUGGUCAGAGUUAAGAAAUAGUAUCAAGUUUGUUUUUUUUUAGCAGUAUUUGAGAUGAGGCUAAGCCUUGGCACAUAAUUAAAUAUGUGUGAAGCAUUCAUAUACUUCAUUCCUGUUGAGAUUGGUUAUUCUAUUACUGUCUUUGCUUAAACCUCAGGAAUUUAAGGUAAAAGUGGCAGUUGUGUGCGUAUCAUCUUUAGUCAGAAGUUUUCUUGCUUUGUGGGGUUGGAUAACUUUUUAUAUGUGUUUGCUACUUGAGACUGUGGUAGAUGAAACAAUUUUAUGUUUUCUAAAAAAACAAAAGUCUGUUGUGUUUACCCAUGCAAAACUCGUCGCUAGGGCUGCACGAUUUAUUGAAAUAAGAUUGAAAUCACUAUAUCACCUUGUGCAAUUAUUAAACCGCAAAGGGCUACAAAUCUAUUAAGGAAAUAAAUACUCUGCUGCUUGCUUCAAAGUUUAUGCGCACUGCUCUGUCCUGCCAGGAUUGUGUUGGUAGAGCAUUAUUACAGUGUUUUCAGAGUGGUUCUGUGCUCCAGAACUCCAUCUUGUGCUCCGAGUAAAUAACAGAUGUGCUAAGUUUGGUUCUGUUUUUCUUACGGGCUCCGGGCGUGUUAUAUUCAAAGCGCUCCAGAAUCACUUACAUUUCACUUGCAUAAUUUCAUACAUGUGUGGCAGCUACAAGUAUACAAAUACAAAUAAGACACCCCAUGGCACUGGGUUUUUGUGGACCAUGGAGGAGAAAACCUUAAAAUGAGGAGCAUGUUAUACAGCUGUUGUGAAUUCAGCAACACGCGGAAUCACUUCCUGCAUUAUUCCACCAAAAUAAAAAUGUGACAGAUUGUAACACUUUGGUUUAACUGGACUGCAGAGCAAUGCCCAGUACAAGUUAAGAGUUUAUCACAGAAAUAUAUUACUAUUGUAUAGUAAUAUUAAUAAUACAAAUUAUAUUAUAAUAUUACUAUUCAAGUUCAAGGGGUUCAAAAAAUAAUGAUGACGAAUAGGCUGUGAUUCUUAUCACAAAGUGCUAAAAACAGGUACAACGUGAAAACCUUUUCUCUCUUUGUUUCACAUUUAUUUAUUUAUUUUUAAAGAGGACUUAAUUGUAAACCCUCAAAGGGGUUUGUAUAAUGGUGAUUUCAAAUUGUCGGCAUUACCGUAAUUUACAAAUUACGACUUGUUAAAGCCUAAAUUUAGCGACUAAAUUUGGGCCAAAAGUGAUGCCUUUCUAUUUUUUUGUUUUUCUUAAUAUCGCAGUUCAAGUCGAAAUCACAAUAUUUUUUAAAUAAUCGCAAUUUACUUUUUCAGAUUAUGCAGUCCUACUCGGCGAUGCAAUCCUAAGUUGUUGUGGGUGGUUUUUGGGAUGUUGCUAGGGCAUUCUGAGUGGCUGUUAGCUUGUUGUUAUGUGGUUGCUUGGUGGAUGCUUGCAAAGUCAAAAGAUCCCACCCCCAAGUCUGUAUAUCUUUUCUGUAUACGGCUCAGGUUCCUCCUUUUAAUGCAAGUCUAUGGGAUUCAGACCAGAUUGUUUAGAAAUGUGAUGGCACACAUCUCAUCAAGCCACAUGUUUUGAGGUAUAAUUCAUGUAAUGCAAUAGUGACUACAAAUAAAUAUUGUGCACUUUAAGUCUAAAGAGUGUGAGCUCAGAAACGCUAUGUUGGUCAGUGGUAUGCUAACAUUUAUCCUGCAUUUUGGGAAUCAAUAUUUUAGAUUGGAAAAAAUUAUGCCUGUUUGCACUAUUAAUUUCCAUAGACCAGAGGUGCCCAAACAUUUUCUUAUGAAGCCAAAAUUCAGACUUGAUUUUGCAUUAUAUCAAGGUGAAUUAUAUAAAAAUAUUCAAGUUGCCCUGGUUCCCCUACUUUAUGAUUUUAUAUAUAUAUAUAUAUAGAGAGAGAGAGAUAAUAUAAACAUUACACUGCAAUCUGCUUAAAU
This is a messenger RNA of Xyrauchen texanus (razorback sucker), 4687 nucleotides long. It is a transcript of the gene rap2b, whose product is annotated as RAP2B, member of RAS oncogene family. Gene Ontology annotation, cellular component: plasma membrane. NCBI's taxonomy places the organism in Eukaryota, Metazoa, Chordata, Actinopteri, Cypriniformes, Catostomidae. Bases 282 to 833 code for a protein of 183 amino acids. The transcript has a single exon. Gene Ontology annotation, biological process: Rap protein signal transduction; negative regulation of cell migration. The record is from RefSeq and is a predicted model, not a curated record. Gene Ontology annotation, molecular function: GTP binding; GDP binding; GTPase activity.